Symphalangus syndactylus (siamang) is the source of this 980-nucleotide messenger RNA. RefSeq names its product selenide, water dikinase 1-like. NCBI's taxonomy places the organism in Eukaryota, Metazoa, Chordata, Mammalia, Primates, Hylobatidae. Gene Ontology annotation, molecular function: ATP binding; selenide, water dikinase activity. Gene Ontology annotation, biological process: L-selenocysteine biosynthetic process. The record is from RefSeq and is a predicted model, not a curated record. Gene Ontology annotation, cellular component: cytoplasm.
AUGCUUAAGGGAAGCCGGCCGCGCCCGGUGCAUUGUGGGAGCCGCUCGCGGCCCGUUUUCCGGGAGGAGGCGGAGGGCUCAAAGCGAGCGGCUGUGAGGAGAGCAGGCCCCAGAACCGUGUCUGCGCAUGAGUCCUUUAACCCCGAAAGUUACGAAUUGGACAAGAGCUUCCGGCUAACCAGAUUCACUGAACUGAAGGGCACAGGCUGCAGAGUGCCCCAAGAUGUCCUGCAAAAAUUGCUGGAAUCUUUACAGGAGAACCACUUCCAAGAAGAUGGGCGGUUUCUGGGAGCCGUUACGCCAUGGCUGGGCAUUGGAAUGGAUACUUGCGUCUUUCCUUUGAGGCACGGUGGGCUUUCCUUGGUUCAGACCACAGAUUACAUUUACCGGAUCGUAGACGACCCUUCCAUGAUGGGCAGGAUAGCACGUGCCAAUGUCUUCAGUGACCUCUACGCAAUGGGGGUCACGGAAUGUGACAAUAUGCUGAUGCUCCUUGGAGUCAGUAAUAAAAUGACCGACAGGGAAAGGGAUAAAGUGAUGUCUCUGAUUAUCCAGGGUUUUAAAGACGCAGCUGAGGAAGCAGGAACAUCUGUAACGGGCGGCCAAACCGUACUAAACCCCCGGAUUGCCCUGGGAGGAGUCGCUACCACUGCCUGCCAGCCCAGUGAAUUUAUCAUGGCCAGCCCCUAGUUGGACCAGCAACAGGGGAUGGUGUUCCCUCCUGGGAUCUGUGAGGCAGCAGCUGAAGGACAGAUAAAUUUGAAGUUGCAGAAGACCUACACAUGCACCACAUCCCAAACCUGCAGAGGCCUGGAGAUACAGUAUUAAGAGUCCAGCCCGUCUGACAACCCAGAAGUAUCUACUGAGCAUUUUAUUCAGCAACACCGUUCAUGCUCCUUAAUGACAGCACAGCCAGCCAGCCUCAUCUUACAAUAAAAUUUUGAGUACAACUAUACUACCAAGGGAGAGACUCCUUUAUU